This is a messenger RNA of Malurus melanocephalus (red-backed fairy wren), 2720 nucleotides long. It is a transcript of the gene NPDC1, whose product is annotated as neural proliferation, differentiation and control 1. The transcript is spliced from 8 exons. Gene Ontology annotation, cellular component: membrane. The record is from RefSeq and is a predicted model, not a curated record. Bases 82 to 1158 code for a protein of 358 amino acids. Lineage: Eukaryota; Metazoa; Chordata; Aves; Passeriformes; Maluridae.
CCCGCCCGCCGCCGCCACCGCCCGCAGCCGCCGCGGCCCCGAGCCAGCCCGGCUCCGUGUCCGUGCCCGUGGCCGCGGACUAUGGUGGCGGCCCGGGGAGCUGCCGUCCGCCGCGGAGCGGUGCUGCUGCUGCUCGCCGCCCUCGGAUCCUUCCGUCUGCGUCUCGCCCGUGCCACAGCAUCAUGUCCCCGGAGCCUGGACUGUGCCCUGCAGCGCCGAGAGUUCUGCCCACCAGGGUCAGGUGCCUGCGGGCCCUGCCUGCCCCCCUUCCAGGAGGAUGACCACGGACACUGCGUCCAGAAGCAGCUCUCACCCAGUGGACGGACCUCCGUUCCCAGCUUGGAGGCAGAAAUCGAUUUUCUGGCAGAUGUGCUGGCCAGGCAGGAGGCUCCUCGCCACCACCCACUACAGGAUGGCAGACCCAGGGCCACCCUGGUGCCUGAUGGCGGCACACAGCGCAUGUCCAGUGGGCUGAGAGAGGGGCGUCUGCAGGGGGGUCCUGCUGGCACCAUGGCAGCUGCCACCCUGCCCACCACUGCCACGGUCCAGAAGUACCCAGUGGAGGCAUCCCCCAUCCCUGCAAAUGACAACAUGGUGCUCGGGCUGAUCGUGGUGUGCACGGUGGCCGGGAUCUCAGCGCUGAUCGUGGUGGCYGUCUGUUGGUACAGGCUGCAGAAGGAGGUCAGGCUGGCACAGAAAGCAGAUUACUCGGCCCAGCGAGCAGCCAGCCCCCUGCCCUAUGACAAGAUCUCGGUAAGGCGCCUGCGGCCCUCCUUGUGGGGCUUGUGGGAUUCGGGCCCCAGUGCUCAGCUGGAGGGAUUCCCACGCGGUAUAGGCCCCCCAUCAGCCAGGCUGGUGGCCUCCAAAGCCAAGUCUGCACAGCUGUUCCUGCUCUCUCCACAGCCUGGGGACAAGACGCUGGCUCAGAGUGCCCAGAUGUACCACUACCAGCACCAAAAGCAGCAGAUGCUCUCCCUGGAGAAGCAUAAAGAGGAGCCCAAGCUGCCRGACUCAGCAUCAUCUGAUGAGGAGAAUGAGGAUGGAGACUUCACCGUGUAUGAGUGCCCUGGGCUGGCUCCGACUGGAGAAAUGGAAGUGAGAAACCCACUGUUUGACGACUCCUCCUUACACCACUCCAACCCCAAGUCGCAGCAGUAACCCCCCCGCCCCGUCUCCUGCAGCCGAGCUCGCCACAGACUGUGCCCGGCGGGGCGGCCGUGCCAGAGAGCCACCCACAGCUGGCCGAGGGAUGCAGCCCCCACGCUGCCAGACUGUUCGAAUCCUGCCCAAUAAACACCCACCAACAGCUAUGGGGGGCGGGGAAUUGCCCCCGUUUCCAGCGUCCUUGUCCUCUUUGCUGCUGUGAUCCUGUCCUUGCCUUGCCCUUUGCUCACGGCUCUCGUGGAUGCAGAGGGCGGCUGCUGCUUUGGCACAGAAAUUGUGGGAGGCYGGGGGGGCUGCAGCACUGUCCCGUGGUAUCUGGCUUUGAGGAGGGGGCUGCUGCCCUGGCUGCAGCUAGGCUGAUGUGGAGCAGCUGGGAAGGGGCUGGAGGGAGGGUCAGAAAAUGAAAGGGCCAGGAAGGCUGGGCCUGCUCAUGCCUGGCAUCAGGGCUGACAGCCUUCCCAGAGCCCCUCAACCAGGGAUGGAGCCUUUCUCUGGAGCAGGUGACAUCACUGGGGCUUCAGUGCCCAUGCUGCCCCCUCCACCCCAGCCUGGGCRGCUCCUGGCASCAGGAUAUGCUUCAGGAGCCAGUGGCAGGAGCAGCUCGAGCAGGAGUGGCUCGAGCAGGCACUGGCAUCACUCCCCAGGAUGCUCCUUUGGAUGCUGCCCAGCACUCUGGCCCCUUUGGGGGUGCUGGGCUUCAAGAGGCUCAGGGGCUCGGACAGUCCCAGUUUCCAGCAUCAGUGCUACCAUGGCCUGGGAGCCCACACCAGGCUCUGCUGGCAGAAGAUAGGCUCUCUCAUACCACRGGCAUCAGUGGGGUAAAAGCUCAGAAAAAGGGUUCAAGGUUUUGGUUUUAGGCUUAUGUGGCCAUGGGGGAGGAAGGAACAGGACUGGAGGGAGCUGGGGUGGCUGAGAGGGGUAGCCAAAGCACAGGGACUUUGCUGUGCUGCUUCAGACCCCACAGAGCCCAUGCCCUGGCAGCAUCCCUGUGGAGUGUGGCACCAUGUGCUCUCUGGGCAUCCCUCUGUCACAGGCAACACUGCUCCAUCCCAGUCACCUGUCAGGCCUCAGACACUCCCUGCACCCCUCUGAUGCCUGUGUCCAGCGUUAUCAGCCCUCACAAAGAUAUUCUUGCUUGGAGCCCAGUGCUGCUCCUCAAAGCCCCACAAACGUGUUGGCUGUGACCCCCUCCAGUGGAAGGCCAAGGACAGGGUUUGGGUUACUUUGCACAGGUGGCUUCAUGUCUAGACCCUGUUGUGUACUGUCACGGCCACAGGUGACCUGUUGCACUCACAGGAGUCAUUGCACACUCGGGCAGACACAGGCAGGGCAGGCAGCAGUGGCAGGGAUGUGCUGAUGAGCGAUGGUGGCAUGGGACCGUCCCUGUCCCUGGCAGGGUGGCUGACGGAGGCUGUCAUGGCACAGAUUCUGUCCCCAUGUCCUGCACUCCCUUUGCCCGUGGGCUGCUGCCACUCUCCCAACACCUCUUGUCAUUGUUGUACGAAUUGUAGUUCUUUUAAAAGGAGAUUUUAUUAAACGACCAUGUUUGAGACUCA